Molecule: messenger RNA, 702 nt
Organism: Medicago truncatula (barrel medic)
Lineage: Eukaryota; Viridiplantae; Streptophyta; Magnoliopsida; Fabales; Fabaceae
Product: probable protein phosphatase 2C 25
Exons: 3
Biological process (GO): protein dephosphorylation
Molecular function (GO): protein serine/threonine phosphatase activity
Source: RefSeq, a predicted model, not a curated record
AAUGGAUCAUUGCGUGUUAAAGGAAUCAUUAAGGUCAGUAGAACUAUUGGUGAUGCAUAUUUGAAAAGGCCUGAAUUUAUGCUUCACGAGUCGUUUCCCAAAUUUAAAAAAGUUCCUAAACCUUGUACAAGUGGUGUGCCAUCAGCAGAACCAGAGAUGUUUACUAGAGUUUUAACAGAGAAUGAUAAGUUUCUUAUAUUUGCGUCUGUUGGACUUUGGGAGUUCUUGUCAAAUGAGCAAGCAGCUGAAAUUGUUCAAAAGAAUCCAAGAAAUGGAGUUGCAAAAAGGCUUCUGAAUUCUGCUCUAGCUGAAGCUGCCAACAGAAGAAAUGUUACCUAUAUGGACAUCCAGGCUGCUGCUCUGGGACACGACAAUAUGAGCAGGAGGUCUUUUCAUGAUGAUAUAAGUGUCAUUGUUUUGUUCUUGGCCAAAAAGUUGUUUCUGAGGCGGCGCGUACAUAAUUUGUCCUACAUAUGCUCAUUUGACACGCCUCUGCCAUCUGAUUUUGCACGGUCUGGAUUAAUUGCUUCAAGACUGAAGGAUUGUAUCAAAAAGCGGUUUAAAUUAGGUUCAUUGCAUGCAUCUAGCUCUCAGAUUCAGGGCCCUCGGACUCCUCUGGCUCAGAACACUCAAACCCCUGUGGUCGAGGGUUCACAGACUCAGAGACGUUUGGGUCAGAGUUCUCAGGCUCAGAGCCGUUAG